GUUAAAAAAACUUGUUCAUGUGUCCGUGCGAUUGCUUGCUAAUUGCUUGCUAAUUUUUCAUGACUCUGUCCUUGUGUAUGCUCACGCGCAUGUGGACGCGCUCCCCCCUCUCUCUCUCUCUCUCUCUCUCUCGUUGUCAUCCAUUUCUAUUUUUUCCUCCCCCUUCUUUGCUCUUUAUUUGUUGCUAGCACAUUGACAGCCGUGCUAGCGCUCGUUGCUAACAUGCUAAUCAGCACACAUUGGGCCUGUUUAGAUAAUCUCGGUGUGAAAUUGAUGAAAGACGCACAAUUGGGCCUUAAAAACAUGAUCAAUUUUACUUUAGGGUGAUAUUAGUCAUAUGGUAUUGUUUUUUUUAAUGUCUCAUACUUCCUCCUUGUCGUUACUUAACACUUUUGUGGUUAUGCGUCUUUUACUUUUGAUGUGCUGUACAUAACUCUGUGACAAAUGACAGUAAAGUGAAUGUCGGGUUAGAGCUGUAGGAGUGGCAACUCCCGGCCAAUCAAGAUGAAUAGUUGAUCUUUUUUCUUACAUUUUAUUGCAGUUUCAUUCUUAUAUUUCUCAAAAGGUUGCGACUCGGCCAUCAAAUAUGAAAACUGUUUAAACGUUGCACCACAUCAAAAGAGAUUGGGAUUUGAUUUAUUGAAAAGGUUGGAUUUAUACAACCAAAAUAUUUUUGCACAGCUAUAUUCUGGGGAUUGACAUCUCAUUUAGAUUGACUUACAUAUUACAAUAUGCAUUUUUAAUGCCAUACAUCCAUCCAUCCAUUUUCUGUACCGCUUAGUCCCCACUGGGGUCGCGGGCGUGCUGGAGCCUAUCCCAGCCGUCAUCGGGCAGUAGGCGGGGGACACCCUGAACCGGUUGCCAGCCAAUCGCAGUGCACACAGAGACAAACAACCAUUUGCACUCGCACUCAGACCUAGGGACAAUUUGGAGUGCUCAAUCGGCCUACCAAGCAUGUUUUUGGGAUGUGGGAGGAAACCGGAGUGCCCGGAGAAAACCCACGCGGGCCCGGGGAGAACAUGCAAACUCCACACAGGGAGGGCCGGAGGUGGAAUCGAACCCGCACCCUCCUAACUGUGAGGCGGACGUGCUACCCAAGAAUAAUGGAGGAUUCUCAUUUUAACUCCUCCUAUUUCUGGUCCCCCAUUCCCACUAUGUCGGGACAGCUGGAGAAUGCCGUGUUUCUGAACAAAGUGAAAGAGCAGCAGGAAAAGAGCGCCUCCUUCCCGCCGCACUCGGCGCCCCACUAUCAAACGACGUUGCUCGGCAUCCCGACGCCGGGGGGCAAGGCGGCGGAUGGUGGCGGGCAGCCUGGUGGUGCCGCCCAUCUGCACCCUCCGCACAGCAGCCAGAAUAUCACCGUGCUGCCAGUCCCCUCCACGGGGAUCAUGACGGCAGCGGGACUGGUCAUCACAACUACCCAAGGAACCUUGGUGUCUCCCACAUCCUCGCCGUCCUUUGUGUCCGCACACCCUACCACCACCAUGAUCGUCUCCGCCGUUCAUUCUCAGGACAAAAGAGAUGACUGCACGUCUCACGUGGUGGUGGUGCCGGCGCCAUCUAAGCGAGGCCGCAAGAAGAAGAGCAUGGCGGAAUUGGGCAGCAAAACCGUCAUACUGGCUCAGCUCAGCGCCGGCGGACAGGUGACAUCUUUGCAUCAUCACACCCGAGAUCCAUACGAUUUGUCCAACGAGGACGGGGACCCUGGGCUGAAAGACAGCACCAAGACUUACAGGUGCCGGAUGUGCGCAGCGACCUUCUUCAGUAAGUCUGACAUGCAGCUCCACUCCAAGUCGCACACAGAGGCCAAACCUCACAAGUGUCCGCACUGCGCCAAGUCGUUCGCCAACUCCAGCUACCUGGCGCAGCACAUCCGCAUCCACAGCGGGGCCAAGCCUUACACCUGCUCCUACUGCCAGAAAUCGUUCAGGCAGCUCAGUCACUUACAGCAGCACACACGUAACCACACGGAGUCAAAGCCUCACAAGUGUCCACAUUGCACCAAGUCGUUUGCCAACUCCAGCUACCUGGCCCAGCACAUCCGCAUCCACACGGGCGUUAAGCCUUACACAUGCUCCUACUGUGAGAAGUCAUUCAGACAGCUCAGUCACCUUCAGCAGCACAACAGGAUUCAUACUGGAGAUCGGCCAUACAAGUGUACAAAUCCUGGAUGUGAGAAAUCCUUUACGCAGCUCUCCAAUCUACAGUCCCAUCGACGUCAGCACAACAAAGACAAACCUUACAAGUGCCCCAACUGCAACAAAGGCUACGUGGACGCUGCCAGCCUGGAGGUGCACAUGUCCAAACACACGGUCAAGCACGCCCGGAUCUACUCGUGCGGCCUUUGCAACCGCACGUACACCUCAGUAAGACCCAUAUGCAUUUGUGAAGAGAAUUCCCAGUGGUCUCGGUGGCCCCACACGCCUGCCGGCUACGUUACUCCGUGUAGUCAUGUGUCCGCUGUCUCCCCUCUACCUUCACCCCAGGAGACUUAUCUUGUGAAACACAUGGAGAAACACGGCCAAGAGCAGUUGAACGCCUCCGACGGCGUGGCGGCGGCACAGCACAGCCAAGGCCAGGCAGCUCACGCUCAGCCCAGAGCUCGUAGCCGGGCCGAGGGCUCGGAAGGCGUGGAGGGCAGAGCCGGGCGCGGUCAAGGCGGCUAUGGCCAGCCGAACGCCAUUCCCUGUCCUUUUGACCUUCACCAGUACAAGACGGUGUCAACGGGAGACAUCCAGUACAAACCCAUCGGCGUGUCGGACGUUGGUCCCCACAAGGACCUCUGCCUAACCGUGACGUCUUCCGGCAUUCAAGUGGAACACCUCAACUCGUAGAGACGCAGGCGGAUGAAAACGCAUCCAAGGACAUCAAAGCAAUAAUAAAACAAAACGAGAACAUUUGGAACUGUGCCUGCAAAUGUUUUCUUGUUUCUCUGACGGGACAAGCAGUGUGGUUUUUAUUUUGCUGGAGUGUCCUCGUGGAAGAGAAAUGUGAGCCAAUGAAAAGAUUUACAGUCCAUCACAGUGAUGGGUUAAAAAUGAAGCUGGAGGAAAUGAGAGAGUGAGUGCCUGUCUUGUCCUUUUAUCACCUGCUCUUCUGUACAAAUACAGCGGGUGGCUCAUAACCAUGUUAUGCUCUGCAGACUAUUUGGGAUGACUUUUUACAUCAGUGUUAUGAACUUUUACUGCGUGGCAGACUUUGUUAAAGGCACAGAGGUUCUUUACUUUUCAGGAAAGUCAAAAAGAAUUGUAUUUGUAGAUGCAUUGAGUACUACUCUCUAACGUGUCUCGUGUGGAUAAAGAUGUAUAAUGUACACUCCAAUGCAGGCUCUUGCUCGCAUUGUAAUGCCAUCAUUCUGCUCUGUAUGUCCAUCGGUGUGUCUUGCUAUGAAAUAUGCUCAGCAUAAUGUUUGCUAUUCUUGGUGAGGGACGUACUUGCACAUCUGACUUUUUAAGAGGGGAUAUUGAACAAUAAACAAAAUGUGUGGCACCUUUA
This is a messenger RNA of Syngnathus typhle (broad-nosed pipefish), 3495 nucleotides long. RefSeq names its product zinc finger protein 384-like. The transcript has 10 exons. The record is from RefSeq and is a predicted model, not a curated record. Gene Ontology annotation, biological process: regulation of transcription by RNA polymerase II; central nervous system development. Gene Ontology annotation, molecular function: DNA-binding transcription factor activity, RNA polymerase II-specific; RNA polymerase II cis-regulatory region sequence-specific DNA binding. Lineage: Eukaryota; Metazoa; Chordata; Actinopteri; Syngnathiformes; Syngnathidae. The coding region runs from base 966 to 2834 and encodes 622 amino acids. Gene Ontology annotation, cellular component: nucleus.